Molecule: messenger RNA, 1335 nt
Organism: Aspergillus chevalieri
Lineage: Eukaryota; Fungi; Ascomycota; Eurotiomycetes; Eurotiales; Aspergillaceae
Gene: SER1
Product: O-phospho-L-serine:2-oxoglutarate transaminase
Exons: 2
Coding region: 1-1335 (444 amino acids)
Biological process (GO): L-serine biosynthetic process
Cellular component (GO): cytoplasm
Molecular function (GO): pyridoxal phosphate binding; O-phospho-L-serine:2-oxoglutarate transaminase activity
Source: RefSeq, a predicted model, not a curated record
AUGCCUACCAGACAAGAAGUCGCCUACUUCGGAGCCGGUCCUGCACCGCUCCCAACCUCAGUCGUCGAGGCUGGCGCACAAGCUUUCGUCAACUACAACGACUCCGGCCUGGGUCUCGGAGAGAUCUCGCACCGUUCCCCCACCGCGAACAAGAUCCUCGAGGACACGAAAACGAACCUGAGCACUCUUCUGGACAUCCCCGAUAACUAUGAGAUCCUGUUCAUGCAGGCUGGUGGUAGCGGCGAGUUCAGCGCGGUUGUGCAGAACCUUGUCUCUGUGUGGGUUGAGCGCAGACGGCGCAAGGCUGAGGCUGAUGUUUUGGCGGCGAACCCCAGUGAGGAUAAGGCGCAGGUUGAGGAGCUAGUCUUCGAGAGAGUGCAGAAGGAGGUCGAGGAAGAAUUGAAGCUCGACUACCUUGUCACUGGAAGCUGGUCGUUGAAGGCGUCGCAGGAGGCUGUGCGGUUGGUCGGAUCGAAGUAUGUCAAUGUUGCUCUCGAUGCGCGCAAGGCCAAUGAUGGCAAGUUCGGUAGCAUUCCCGGCGAGGAGUCGUGGUCUCUGACCCCGACCAAGCGCGAUGGUGGUAAGGGAUCCGCCUUUGUCUACUUCUGCGACAAUGAGACUGUCGACGGUGUGGAGUUCCAGGACUUCCCCAAAUCGCUGGAGUCGCAAAGUGGUGAUGAGGAGGAUGAGCGGAUUGUUGUUGCAGACAUGAGCUCCAACUUCAUUAGCAGAAAGGUCGAUGUCAGCAAGUACUCAGUCAUCUUUGGCGGCGCUCAAAAGAACAUCGGUGUUACCGGUAUUACCAUCGUUAUCAUCAAGAAAUCCCUUCUUCCCCCGCAAAUCGCAACGCCGCCAGCAGCCUUUCUCCACCGUCUGAACAUCGGAGGUCUUCCAGGCCCCGUGGUGUUUGACUACGCCACCAUCGCCAAGAACAACUCCCUCUACAACACCCUUCCCAUCUUCAACCUGUGGAUCGCCGGCCAGGUAAUGUCCGACCUCGUCAAUGCAUACGGCGCAAAGAAGGUCUCUGGCCAGGAAGAGGUUUCCAACCACAAGGCCAACCUUAUCUACGGCGUGCUGGACAAGUACCCACAGGUGUACCGCGUUGUCCCUGACAAGAGCAUCCGCAGCAGAAUGAACAUCUGCUUUCGUGUUCACGGCGGGGAUGCUGAGAAGGAGAAGGAGUUCCUUGCUGGGGCUGACAAGCGCAUGCUCCAGGGUCUGAAGGGUCAUCGCAGCGUCGGUGGUAUGCGGGCCAGUAACUACAAUGCGGUUUCUGUGGAGAACGUCGAGAAGCUGGCCAAGUAUCUCGAGGAUUAUGCCACCGGACAGUAG